CAGUUGUAAGGUUGUGUGCGCCGGCGUCGUACGCGACUGUCCCACUGUGAGAUAUUCAAGCGAAAUAUAAAAACGCGCCCACAUACAUAUUUUUUUGAAAUAUUUAAAAACAAUAAAUUAUUAAUUUAGUGUAUACAAGUAAAAUCCGUGAAUAAAAAAACUGUUUUAAUGGUGAUGUUAAGUGGAAUAAACUGUUCAAUAUAAAAAGAUCUAAAGAAAUGGAAAGCGGUGUGGGUUUAGACGUAGAUGCAUUGAUGCAGGAACUGGGUCAGUUCAAAAAGUUUCAUUUGUUGAACUAUGUGCUGUUAUCGCUAGUACCAUUUGCACUUAACCAUUAUGGUGUUAACUAUGUCUUCUUAGCAGGUGAUGUUCAAUACAGAUGUCUAGUACCAGAAUGUGAAGCAGCAAAUACUACCGAAUACAGUCCAAUUUGGUUAGAAAAUGCUUUGCCACCGAAUGGUAGAGAAAGACGCUGCAGUGUGAAAGUUCCAAUGGAGGACGGAUUCUGUCAACCAGAUCAUUUUUCUGAUAAGCUACGACCUUGUGAACAAUGGUUAUAUGAAACACAUGAUACAAUAGUAGCUGAGUUUAAUUUAGCAUGUCAAGAUUGGAAGAGAACCUUGGUGGGCACAAUUCAUAAUAUUGGUAUGCUCGUGUCUCUGCCUAUCUUCGGCUUUAUAUCAGACCGAUGGGGACGCAAACGUUCCUUAAUAUUAAGUUCCACCUUGUUAGCAAUUAUAGGCACUAUGAAAGCAUUUUCUAUCUCAUAUGAAAUGUACGUUAUAGUGGAAUUUCUCGAAACCGUCGCUGGUGCAAGCGCCUUCCCUGCGGCCUAUGUCCUCACUAUCGAAUUGCUAGGACAAAAUAAACGUGUUUUGACGACCGCGUUUCUGGGAAUUAUGUUAGCUCUUGGAGGUAUAAGUUUUGCAAUGUUUGCAAAAACCUUUCCAUAUUGGAGAACUUUUAUAUUAGUGGUCUAUCCACCGUCUCUACUUUUUCUCUCAUAUAUAUACUUCUUACCUGAAAGCAUCAGAUGGCUUCUAUCGAAAGGACGGAGAGAAGAAGCAUUUAAAAUAGUAACCAAAGCUGCUAAAAUGAACAAUGUUACACUUUCCGAUGAAACUAUCCGUCAAUUCACUGUCGAAGAAAAACAAACCAAAGGAGUAAAAACAGAAGCAAAUGAAGAAGAGACACAAGGUUUAUGGCUGCAAGUUAUAAAAUCCCCGAUUAUUAUGACUCGUUUGGCGAUUUGUUCAUGGUGGUGGAUAACGUGUACCUUUGUAUUUUAUGGUCUGGCAAUAAAUUCUGUUUCUCUGGCUGGAGAUAAAUACACCAACUACAUGUUAGUCAGCAGUGUAGAAAUCAUUGCGGUAGUCACAAAUGCUUUGGUAUUGGAUAGAAUCGGUAGAAAGAAAACUAUGAUGAUUGCUUAUCUUGUAUGCGGAGUUUCUUGUGGGUCAAUUGCAUUUGUACCCAAGAAUUUACCCUGGUUGGCAACUGUCUUGUACUUAGUGGGCAAAAUAGCUAUUACACAGGCUUUUAGCGGCAUUUAUAUGUACACAUCGGAACUUUUCCCCACGCAUGCGAGGCAAUCACUGCUUGGAUUUUGCUCUAUGAUAGGAAGAAUUGGAUCCAUUGUUUCACCUCAGAUGCCUUUACUGGCUAUUUAUAUUGAAUGGCUGCCAUCAGUGCUUUUCGGGGCCACUGCUAUAAUAGCUGGUGGACUAAUGAUGACUACCCCUGAAACACUUAACACAAAACUUCCAGAUACAAUCAAAGAAGCCGAAUUUAUAGCAAGCAAAAAAGUAAAGCCCAAAAGUACUGACAUGCAAUUAACAUCAAAAUUAUAAACAAAAUAUGACAUUAACAACAUGACGAAAAUAGAAAUUAAUUGAAAGAUGUACAUAUAAUAAUAAUUAUUAAGAAUUGUGAUAAAAAUAUUACAUUUAUAUUAUUUAUUGACAAAAUUACAAAUGGUUACUAAAUAUUCCUCUAUAUCAAUAAAGUUAUCGUACUAAUAAAUUUUAUUCCCUAAUAUUA
Danaus plexippus (monarch butterfly) is the source of this 2040-nucleotide messenger RNA. Its product is annotated as organic cation transporter protein-like. Gene Ontology annotation, molecular function: transmembrane transporter activity. The record is from RefSeq and is a predicted model, not a curated record. NCBI's taxonomy places the organism in Eukaryota, Metazoa, Arthropoda, Insecta, Lepidoptera, Nymphalidae. Gene Ontology annotation, biological process: transmembrane transport. Bases 219 to 1850 code for a protein of 543 amino acids. The transcript is spliced from 7 exons.